This is a messenger RNA of Alternaria arbusti, 531 nucleotides long. RefSeq lists its product as uncharacterized. NCBI's taxonomy places the organism in Eukaryota, Fungi, Ascomycota, Dothideomycetes, Pleosporales, Pleosporaceae. Bases 1 to 531 code for a protein of 176 amino acids. The record is from RefSeq and is a predicted model, not a curated record. The transcript is spliced from 5 exons. Gene Ontology annotation, molecular function: iron ion binding; heme binding; monooxygenase activity.
AUGAUUGACGGUAGAGGGUUCAGGAAAGCUUGCCGAGAUGUUCGCGAGUUUGCCGACAAGAUUAUCGAUCGCAAUAUUUUUUUUCUGCUCGCACGUCAUCCGAACGUGAUGAAGAAGCUGCGCGAGGAAAUCCUCUCGACCUGUGGCACAGAUUCGGAACUUAGCCGCGAUAGCUUGAGACGAUUGCCAUACCUGCAAAACGUGCUCAAAGAAGUCCUGCGACUAUACCCAUCCGUGCCUGUUAAUAUCCUCCUCAUACCAAAAGGGAGCGCGGUAGCUUUCAGUGUGUAUGCUAUGCACCGCCGACCCGACCUUUAUGGAGUGGAUGCAGAGCUGUUCCGACCAGAGAGAUGGGAUGAAGAGAUGCCUCUGCAGCAGCAAGAUCCGACAAACGCCAAGUGGGGGUAUCUUCCUUUCCAUGGUGGACCGCGGACCUGUCUAGGGACUGUCGAGCUGGUUGGAGUGGAGAAGCAGGUCAUGACACUCGUCAUAUCGAUCAAAGACGGCUGCAAUGUUGAGAUCGGUCAGUAG